Messenger RNA from Peronospora farinosa, 1491 nucleotides. The record is from the annotation of a GenBank genome assembly. Lineage: Eukaryota; Oomycota; Peronosporomycetes; Peronosporales; Peronosporaceae.
AUGGCCGAUGAAGUGCUUAGAUGCGCGCGUUUCGGAGACGUAGAAGAGCUCAAGAUGAUGCUGCAGUCAGUAGAAAAAGGAUUAGAGCGUGAUAUGUUGAUCAAUUUUGUGCAGCCAGAGACGCUCAAUACGCCACUGCAUAUGGCUUGUGCCAAUGGCCACGUUGAGUGUGUUCGUGAGCUAUUACAAUACGAGGCGUUACAACAUUUGCCAAAUGCCAAUGGGAAUCUGCCACUACAUUGGGCUGUACAGAACAAGCAUCGAGAGAUUGUCAAGCUAUUGGUGGACGGUAUUAAAGACCUGGAUGUACUGGCUCGCAACAGCUUUGGACGUGGCUGCGUUACGGAAGCUUUUCAGUGUGAAGACACGGAGAUUUUGGCGAUGUUAUUGGAGCACAGUUCGGCAACGGAAGAGAGGCUCGCAGAAGGCACUGGGAUAGAUCAGGAUGCUAUCAAGGAGGAAAUUGAAAAGGAAGGAGAUGAAGCAGACAAUAGCUCGCCAAAGGUCUUGCAAGAGACUGUGCUGGAAUUCAAGUUUGCACCGGGACUGCCAACGUUGCGUGCACGGGAGCUCGCAUUUGAAUGGAGCAGAGAUGCCUUUGGCUCGACUGCGGAGGAGGAUAUUACGGGAGUCUCGAUCUGGUCGGCGGCGCUUAUCUUGAGUCGCUGGGUCAUUGACCACCGCGAUGUAUUUGACGGGAAACAGGUCUGUGAACUGGGCUCGGGUUGCGGCGUUAGUGGCUUUGCAGUACACAAGUAUACGGACGCUUCGCGGGUUGUGCUGUCCGAUCUGUUUGCACACACCAUUCAGAAUCUGGAGCACAAUGUCGAGCUGAACAAGAUGGACACAAAUGCUAGAGCUGAUGAUAAAGAGAAUCCGAUAGCACCAGUCCUUGAUUGUUGUGGGCGAUGUGGUGCCGUCCAGCGCUUUACUCCCGACAAUCCAGAGGGCAAGCUCAUGACUUGCGGCGGUUGCAGAUCUGUUGUUUACUGCUCUCGUGAGUGCCAGAAGAAGGCCUGGAAGAAGCACAAGCCCGAUUGCAAGGCUAUCCGCGCGCAGCGUGAGCAGGUAGAGACUCUGAAGGAAAGGAAAGCUAGUGAAGAGGGAGUUCUGCAGGUACAGGCUAUUGAUUGGGCUCAGCGCGAGACCUGGCCGAUUAGCUGUGAUGACGAUAAGUUUGAUGUGCUCUUCGGCUCCGAUCUUGUAUACCAUCAGGAAAUUGUGCCGGCACUUGUGAACGUAGUGGACGGCAUGCUGGGUGCUGGUGGUCGGUUUGUACACGUUGCUUCCCAGGCACGGCACUCGCUGGUAGAGUUUAAAGAAGCGAUGGAGGCGCGUGGCUUCAGCUGCGACGUGGAAGAAGUUCCUGAGGAUUACAAGGAGAACCCGCUGGUAGGCAACGAUGCCGUGGCUGAACUCUUCGCUCUGCAUUUCAACGAAAUGAGCGACGUGUAUUGCAUUUACACUUUUACUCGCCCAGCCGUAGAGUAA